Molecule: messenger RNA, 3130 nt
Organism: Brassica oleracea var. oleracea
Lineage: Eukaryota; Viridiplantae; Streptophyta; Magnoliopsida; Brassicales; Brassicaceae
Product: RNA-binding protein 28
Exons: 18
Coding region: 105-3008 (967 amino acids)
Molecular function (GO): RNA binding
Source: RefSeq, a predicted model, not a curated record
CUCUCUCUCUCUCUCUCUCUCUCUCUCUCUCUGCAACUCAAACCCCUAAUAACCUCUCUCGCCAGUUUUCUCCGAAAGGUAUCAUCAAUCAGUCGAUUAAUCCAAUGGGGAAGAACACGAAGAAAGAGAGGAUAGAUGGAGAAGAGAAAUCUCAACACUCUGCUGCCACUGUGUGCGUCUCUGGCUUGCCUUAUUCCUUCACCAACGCUCAGCUCGAAGAAGCCUUUAGCGACGUUGGUCCCGUCAGGCUUUGCUUCAUGGUCACAAACAAAGGAUCAAACGAACAUCGUGGCUUUGCUUUUGUUAAAUUUGCUUUGCCAGAAGAUGCUAACCGUGCCAUUGAGCUGAAGAACGGUUCUACUGUUGGCGGCCGUAGGAUUACAGUUAAACAGGCCACGCACAGGCCUUCUCUUAAAGAGCGUCGUACUAAAGCAGCCCAAGGAGUCUCGUUACCUGAUAGUUCCCAGGCCGAGAGUGACGACAAGGACAGUUUGGUCCCUGAGACUGAGACUGAGACAGACAAGCAAGUUCCUCCACCUGAGAAGAAAAUAGAGAAGCCAGUUGAGCGCAAAAAACCAACAAAGCUUCUUGUUGAUUUAGCUGAUAAAGAGACAUGUUCAGACAAGCAAAGAGUUGCAAGAACUGUAAUCUUUGGUGGCCUUGUUAAUGCUGAGAUGGCAGAGGCAGUGCAUAGCCGUGUCAAAAAGAUUGGCACUGUGUGCUCCGUCAGAUAUCCUCUUCCCAAGGAGGAGCUUCAACAAAAUGGUCUUACCCAGGACGGAUGCAGGGCAGAAGCAUCAGCCGUUAUCUUUACGAGUGUCAAAUCUGCUUGUGCUGCUGUUGCAACACUACAUCAGACAGAGAUAAAGGGAAAUCUCAUUUGGGCGCGUCAGCUCGGUGGGGAGGGGUCAAAGGCUCAGAAGUGGAAGCUUAUUAUCCGAAAUCUUCCUUUCAAGGCUAAACCUAGUGAAAUUAAAGAGGUCUUUUCAGCAGUAGGGUUUGUCUGGGAUGUUUUUGUUCCUAAAAAUAUUGAAACUGGGCUACCUAAGGGGUUUGCAUUUGUCAAAUUCACGUGUAAGAGAGAUGCAGAAAAUGCAAUACAAAAGUUCAACGGGCACAUGUUCAGUAAAAGACCUAUAGCUGUAGACUGGGCUGUACCUAAGAAUCUCUAUAAUGGUGCCGCUGAUGCCGCCACUGCUCCAGAAGAUGGUGAAAAAGAUGGAAGUGAUGGGGACAGUGAUAAUAGUAGUGUUGAUUUGGAGGAGGUUGAUGAUGCUGUUGAGAGCCACCAAUCUUCAGGAGAUGAUACUGAUAAUGAUGAGGAGGACGGCAAUAACAAACCGAGUGAAUCAGAUGCACUGGUGAAAGAUGCUGAGACCGAUGUGAAUUUUGAAGAGGAGGCCGAUGUUGCGAGAAAGGUGCUUAAGAACUUGCUUGGGUCUUCAAAAGUAACUAUUGCUUCUCAUGACGGAGAGACAAAGGAGUCAGAUAUAAACAACAUAGUCGAGGAUUCGUCAACUAAGCCUGCCGUUGAAUCUUCUGGUGUCUCUGAACCUUUGAAAUCCAGUAAAACCAAAGAGGCGGCUCCUAAAGAAACGCAGGAAAAUGAUGAUUUUAAGAGAACUGUAUUUAUAAGCAACAUCCCGUUUGAUGUUAGCAAGGAGGAAGUCACACAGAGGUUUGCCGCAUUUGGGCAUGUUGAAUCUUUGUUCCUGGUACUCCACCCAGUCACAAAACGACCAAAAGGGACCGCUUUUCUCAAGUUCAAAACAGCAGAUGCAUCAGAUGCAGCCAUUUCAGCUGCCAGUACUGCAUCAGGUGUUGGUGUCCUUCUUAAAGGAAGGCAACUGAGCGUUAUGAGGGCUGUGGAUAAGAAAUCUGCGAAGGACAUAGGACUGGAAAAGACAAAGGAGAAGAACAUUGACCAUCGGAAUCUUUAUCUUGCUAAGGAAGGUCAGAUCCUUGAAGGUACACCUGCUGCUGAGGGUGUGUCUGCAGAAGAUAUGGACAGGCGACGAAGAUUGCAUGAAAACAAGAUGAAAAAGCUUCAGUCUCCUAACUUCCAUGUAUCUAAAACGAGGAUUGUAAUUUAUAAUUUACCAAAGUCCAUGGAUGAAAAGCAACUACAGAAGCUCUUAGUCGAUGCUGUUACCUCCCGAGCUACAAAGCAGAAGCCAACCAUCCGACAGAUCAAGUUCUUACAAAAUGAGAAGAAGGGUAAAGUUGAUACGAAGAACUACUCACGUGGAGUUGCGUUUGUGGAGUUCACCGAGCCUGACCAUGCUCUUGUGGCCCUGAGAGUACUUAACAACAAUCCUGAGACGUUUGGCCCUCAACACCGUCCCGUUAUAGAAUUUGCUGUUGAUAACGUCCAGAAGCUGAAGGUACACAAAGCUAACCAGCAGCAGCAACGCAAUAGAUACAAUGAAUCUAAGGAGCAGCGGGAGAACGGCGAAGCGCAGGGAGAGGACAAUCAUCCUGGCAAUGAUUUAAAACGAAGAACGAGGGAUGGGGGUAACACUGGUUCAGUGGAAGAGAAUGCAAACGGGUUUAAGAAGAAGAAACCUAUGCGCCCACGUGAACAGAGGAAAGAAGAGUCAAAACCAGAGGAGAAGAGCAGUCUCUCAGUGAAAGAAGAUGGAGGGAACAAGAGGCCUACACGCACUCAAGGAAACACUAAAGAACCCGCUUCAAACCAGAGAGGCCAAUGGAAGAAGAGACAGCAAGAGGCUUCUGAGAAACCUGAUGAGAAGAAGAUAUCCAAAGAUGUGAGCGAUGCGCCAAGAAAGAGAAAGUUUGAGGAGGUUAGAGGCGGAGAGAAUGUAAACGGGCAAAGGAAGAGAAAGAAUCAGAACGAGAAGAAGAAGAAGCAAGGUGGACCGCCCGAGGUUCUGGACAAGCUCGAUAUGCUGAUCGAGCAGUACAGGUCUAAGUUCACUCAGAGCUCAGCCAAAACCGGUCCACAGAAACAAAGUUCCGGUCAAGUCAGGAGAUGGUUCCAGUCCUGAGACUUGUAAUGUCAGUUUUGACUUUCAAAUGUUGCAUGAUUAACGUUUUGUUUUUCUUGAUUCUGUCUGAAAAUUCUCCGUAAUCAUUAUUUCCUGUUGCAAAAACAAGUUUUUGUUUUGUA